CGAUCCAUACGUCUACUAAAAAGUUAUCAAACUUUCUGUCACUUUCUCUCUCUUUCUUUCCGACUUUCCCUCAUUUUCUCUCUUCCCAAACAGCUCCUCUUUCUCUCUCUGACACACCUCUCUGCAACUCUCUGGGUGCACAGGCUUUUGCUUGUCUUCUUCUCUCGCUUUGUCCCUUUCCUCACAAAAGCUUUCCCACUUUCGAUUCUUCUUCCUCACUCAAUCAUGCUUCAGAGCUUAGUCACUCAAUCCCCGAUAACCAAUCCCAAUCCCAAUCCAAACCCUAACCCUAACCCGGACGCUGCCACUAGCUCUUCCUCAUCGAUGAAGACCAAGCGCGUGGACCGCGACUCCCCCGGCGACGACCCGUCCAGCAAGAGGCCGAACUCCGCCCGCGACUUCUCCGGAGAGGCGACCGUUUCCGGAGAAAAGGCGAUUGAGGAUCAGGACGAUGAUGUCGUCGUCGUCGAAGGCGAGUCCACCGGGCUGAGACUCCUAGGGCUUCUUCUACAGUGCGCCGAGUGCGUCGCCAUGGACAAUCUCGACGACGCAACCGACCUCCUCCCGGAGAUCGCGGAGCUGUCGUCGCCUUUCGGGACUUCGCCGGAGCGAGUGGGGGCGUACUUUGCCCACGCGCUUCAGGCACGCGUGAUCAGCUCCUGCCUCGGCACCUACUCUCCUCUCACCGCCAAAGCCCUAGCCCUAGCCCAGUCCCACCGGAUCUUCAACGCUCUCCAGUCCUACAACUCCAUAAGUCCGCUCGUGAAAUUCUCUCACUUCACCGCCAACCAGGCCAUCUUCCAGGCCUUGGAUGGCGUCGAUCGCGUCCACGUCAUCGAUCUCGACAUAAUGCAAGGCCUCCAAUGGCCAGGAUUGUUCCACAUCCUCGCCUCGCGGUCGAGGAAGAUCCGGUCCAUGAGGAUAACCGGGUUCGGAUCCUCCACCGAGCUGCUCGAGUCGACCGGCAGGCGACUCGCCGAUUUCGCGAGUUCACUCGGUCUCCCUUUCGAGUUCCACCCUCUGGAGGGCAAAAUCGGAAGCAUAACCGAUCCGAGUCAACUCGGCGUCAGGCAGAGCGAGGCCACGGUGGUCCACUGGAUGCACCACUGCCUGUACGACGUGACCGGGAGCGAUUUAGGAACGUUGAGAUUGUUGACUUUGCUGAGGCCUAAGCUGAUCACGAUCGUCGAACAGGACCUCAGCCAUGGCGGGAGCUUCCUCGGCAGGUUCGUCGAGGCCCUGCAUUAUUACAGCGCGUUGUUCGACGCGCUCGGGGAUGUAUCCGGUGCGGACAGCCUAGAGAGGCAUAUGGUGGAGCAGCAGCUGUUUGGUUGCGAGAUUAGGAACAUCGUGGCGGUGGGUGGACCCAAGAGGACCGGAGAGGUUAAGGUGGAUAGAUGGGGGGAUGAGCUUAAACGGGUCGGGUUUCGGCCCGUUUCUCUCGGGGGAAACCCGGCGGCCCAGGCCAGCUUGUUGCUGGGAAUGUACCCUUGGAAAGGCUACACUUUGGUGGAGGAGAAUGGGUGCCUGAAGUUGGGUUGGAAAGACCUUUCCUUGUUGACCGCAUCGGCAUGGCAGCCGUCAGAUUGAAUUACCAUUUUUUGAUGGAUUAGAUUAUUUGGACUUUUGAACCAUCACGACCUGCCACGUGUAUAUCGUGAAAAAGAUAUUUGGUCAUUGGUUAUGAUGCCAAGGAAUUUGGGAAUUCUCAAUGCAUAAUAAUUGGAUAAGGAAAGGAAGUUAUCAUUGUUUAUUUUGGUAUUGACCCUUUUCUACAAUUUACUCCUCCGAGGAGGGGAUUUUGAAGGUUAAAAAUAUUUGUUGUUCACUUUCACUUUGUUGUAAUUCUUUCAAUGAGAAAAGAGGGAUUAUAUUUCUGAAAAACAACAAAAAAGAGAAAGGAAUAGGAGAAGGAGAAAGAUCUUCUUGUUUUUGGAGGUAGCUCAUGGAUGGAUCUAUAGGUGUUGAAUUCAAGUGAGAAUCCUUGAUUAUUAUUAUUUUUUUAUAGUGGGCUUGCUAAUUUUUUUG
Morus notabilis is the source of this 2028-nucleotide messenger RNA. RefSeq names its product scarecrow-like protein 23. Gene Ontology annotation, cellular component: nucleus. Bases 226 to 1590 code for a protein of 454 amino acids. NCBI's taxonomy places the organism in Eukaryota, Viridiplantae, Streptophyta, Magnoliopsida, Rosales, Moraceae. Gene Ontology annotation, molecular function: sequence-specific DNA binding; DNA-binding transcription factor activity. The record is from RefSeq and is a predicted model, not a curated record. The transcript has a single exon. Gene Ontology annotation, biological process: regulation of DNA-templated transcription; bundle sheath cell fate specification; leaf development.